Molecule: messenger RNA, 1464 nt
Organism: Pestalotiopsis fici W106-1
Lineage: Eukaryota; Fungi; Ascomycota; Sordariomycetes; Amphisphaeriales; Sporocadaceae
Exons: 4
Coding region: 1-1464 (487 amino acids)
Molecular function (GO): glutamine synthetase activity
Source: RefSeq, a predicted model, not a curated record
AUGCAGUCCACAGAGCAUCGCGCCGUUGAUAGUGAGCAAGUCACUAUCACCAACAUAGCUCAGCAACUUGAUCAGGACGACAAGGUCAAGGUCGGUGGCAUAGAUUGCGACGGAGUAAUUCGUGGCAAGAUCAUGUCCAAGGAGAAGUUUCUGUCCAGUCUUGAAGAUGGUUUUGGAAUGAGCUCUGCAAUCUUCGCAUGGGAUAUGCAUGAUGUAUUGUAUACGCAGAAGAAUUCAAUUGCCAACGAAAAGGGGGGCCAUGGAGACUUCAUAGCCGAGAUCGAUCUGAGCUCAUAUAGGCGGUUACCGUUUGAGAGCAAUAUCCCAUUCUUCUUAUUGAGGUUCAAAAUCGAUAAUGUGCCAGUUUUUGCCGAUGGUCGUAGCAUCGCUCGCUCGACUACACUGACCUUGGCAAAUAAGGGCAUGCGAGGACUCGCUGGAGUCGAGCUGGAGUUCAUGAACUUCCAGACCCCAGGCCAGGAUGGAUACGAAUCUUUAGGGCAGCGACCCAACCUCGCCUCAUUCCUCGACGCCAACGCACCUCGAGCUCUACGCCCAAUCACUGGAGGCAUGUUUGGUUACAGUGUGUCCCGCCCGCUGAUGACCAAGGAUUACUUCCACAGCAUAUACGACGUUGCGAAGGAGCUCGGUUGCCCCAUUGAAGGUUGGCACACUGAGAGUGGACCUGGUGUCUAUGAAGCCGCUCUGGCGGUAUCGUCAUCAGAGAGAAUGGCUGACAAUGUCUCCAUCUUCAAGUUUCUCACCAAAGCUCUAGGCGUACAGUACAACGUCACGCCUUGUUUCAUGGCUAAACCCCUGCAUGGCAUGCCCGGUAGUUCUGGACACAUUCACAUCUCACUCACUGAUCUCGAUGGCACAAACCUGUUCGCUCGCAAGGACAAGGAUGAAAGCGCACCGUUUGAUGAUGUGGCUCAUCUGUCUGAUAUUGGUCGGCAGUUCCUCGCAGGUUUGAUCGAUGCCCUCCCCGACAUCAUGCCCAUGGUGGCGCCAAAUGUCAACUCAUAUAAGCGUCUCGUGGAGAAUUUCUGGGCACCUAUCACAUUGAGCUGGGGAUUGGAGGAUCGUGAAUCCAGCAUUCGAGUGAUUGCGCCGCCAACGUGCAAACCCGGCGCAACCCGCUUUGAGAUUCGCAUCCCGGGCGCCGAUCUUCACCCACACUACGCCUUGAGUGCCAUCUUACGGGCUGGACUUCGUGGAAUUGAACGCGAAAUGAACAUUUAUUUGCCCCCACUCUCCCAAAUGCCCGGGGGACAAAAACCCGACAAGUUGCCCAAUACUCUCGAAUUGGCUCUUGCGCGUUUCCAAGCACCAAACAGUGUCGCCCGAGAGAUUAUGGGCAACGAGUUCGUUGACUAUUAUGCGAUUACCAGAGAACACGAAUUGAGAGCUUGGCGAGAAGCUGUGACCGAUUGGGAGUUUGUUAGGUAUAUCGAACACGUAUAA